ACUCCAUCUCAUAGGGACAACAAGCUGGGGGGGCCUCAUUGCCGUUGUGCGCCAGCCGUAAGCCACUGUGUAACGCAUUGUCCAGAGUAUCUGACCGGUUGAUUUCCCACAGCCUCACUUUUCUUCAGUUAUCCAACCACUGACCAUGGCUACCGUUGAGCAUUUUCAACCCCCUCAAGCUCUUGUUCCCCCUUUCCUCUAUGGAACUGCAGAGAAGACAGAUCCCACCCUCAUCCUCUCAGCUUUGAGAGUUGGCUACCGUGCCUUAGACUGCGCAUGCCAGCCUCAGUUUUACCAUGAGCAGGCUGUCGGCCAAGCGAUCGCCUCAGCAUUAUCUCCCGUGUCUCAGGGGGGGCUGGGCUUACGCCGAAGUGACCUCUUCAUCCAGACAAAAUUCACCACGCCUUCCGGUCACAAGCCUGGCCUGUCCCCCUACCUUGAAACGGACUCACCGGAGACCAAGGUGAAGAAAAGCCUUAAAAUGAGCCUCACUAAGUUGGGGGUUGGUUACGUCGACUCGCUCCUCCUCCACGGGCCAAUGCCAACCCUGGAAGAGACACUUCAGAUCUGGGCCGGAAUGGAAUCUGUAUUUGGCAGUAAGGUCCGGAAUCUGGGGCUUUCAAAUGUCUCCCUUGAGCAGCUACGAGUUAUUCACAGCCACGCAACCAUCAAACCAUCCAUGGUGCAAAAUAGGUUCUGGCAUCACAACCACUUCGACUCUGCCGUGAGAUCGUUCUGUGUCGAUCACAAAAUGACAUAUCAGGCAUUUUGGGUCCUAACAGGGAAUCCCCAGCUUCUAGACUGCAACAUCGUGGGGUGGUUCGCCGAGAAAGUGGGAGUGUCAAGGGAAGACGCACUCUUUAACCUAGUCUUGUCGUUAGGACGGGACGGGUCUAGAAUCUCAGUCUUGAACGGCACCACGAAUCCGGCCAGAAUGGUCCGCAGUCUGGAGGCCAUGGAGAGGGGCUUUGUAAAUGAAUUAGAUUCACUAGCCGAGCCACUGAUGAAAAAGAGCAUGGCUUGAGCAGUAUCAGUAGAAAAAGAAAUUAGAAGUAAAUCUAAUUUCAGGCAAAACCGAGUAAAAAAACAUGCAAAGCACUCAUUGAUAGUGUGGUUGAG
Messenger RNA from Fusarium vanettenii 77-13-4, 1119 nucleotides. RefSeq lists its product as uncharacterized. The transcript has 2 exons. Lineage: Eukaryota; Fungi; Ascomycota; Sordariomycetes; Hypocreales; Nectriaceae. The record is from RefSeq and is a predicted model, not a curated record. Bases 146 to 1024 code for a protein of 292 amino acids. Gene Ontology annotation, molecular function: aldose reductase (NADPH) activity. Gene Ontology annotation, cellular component: cytosol.